Molecule: messenger RNA, 507 nt
Organism: Phaeodactylum tricornutum CCAP 1055/1
Lineage: Eukaryota; Bacillariophyta; Bacillariophyceae; Surirellales; Neidiaceae
Exons: 2
Coding region: 1-507 (168 amino acids)
Source: RefSeq, a predicted model, not a curated record
AUGGAAUUGUUUCAAAUUCGACCGGCUUUGACCCCACUUGAGACAUUUGACAGCGCGGACGGAACGUCGUUUGUUCGAAAGCUUGAGAACAAUGAUGGAAAUCGAACGUUGCUGUAUGUUUUGUCGGGAGUCAUGAUUGGGAUUGCCUUGGCCUCUGGGGCAUUAAUUGCUUUAAUAGUUUGCUACUUUGGCCGCAAUCGUGACGAGGGGAAAGUAGAAAACAAAGUGUACAAUAUUGCACUCGACGAUACACAUUCCGACCCUUCGUCUGCCGAAAGUUCUAACGAAAACGAUGCUUCCGACGACAUGGAAAAUGAAGACCAUUCUCACGAUGAAUUGGAUUCUGAGGCCUGGGACUAUUCAAUCGGACCGGGGAUGGUUGAGCAUAUAAUGGAUACAAUAGUUGAUUUGGAUGAAGAGUCCCUUGAAGACGAGCAAGGGUCAGAAAAUUCAACGAUCGACAAAUGUACUGACGAUUUAAACUCUUCGCAUGGAUUCGAAGUGUGA